Molecule: messenger RNA, 927 nt
Organism: Hirsutella rhossiliensis
Lineage: Eukaryota; Fungi; Ascomycota; Sordariomycetes; Hypocreales; Ophiocordycipitaceae
Exons: 1
Coding region: 1-927 (308 amino acids)
Source: RefSeq, a predicted model, not a curated record
AUGCCUUCCAUUCGCGGGUCCCGCAACCGCUUGCUGCUUGCCAUGCUCUCUGUGCUUCUCUUGUCAAGCACUGCCCAAGCCAGGCCAGCUCUCACAACAGAUCCUCGCUACCUCCAACGGCCCGAGACCCACGACGAUCCCGCAUCAGUUCUUGGAGACGUGGUAGGCAAUUGGCUGCACAGCUGGUGGGGAGAGACGCCCGAACCAGCCAAGGUCUCCAAGCAUAACAAGCCGUCAGCUCCGGAGGGCAAAAAAGACGCCACGAGCCUCAAUCAAGGAGCACUGCCUGCACAAAACGCCGCACUCCUAGAUGUCAACCCGCCCGCUGAGCCUGAGAACAGACUGCCGGCUGCCCUUCCCUUUGAUGACGUGGAUGAGAAUGGCUAUGCCCACAUGGACCGGCCGGCCGAUCCGUGGGAAGUCGCCAACCGGCUCCGGCAGCAGCAGAACGUGCACCCGCCCGACGUGGACGACGGUUAUGUCUCUGAUUUCUCCGAGAGCGGCGAUGAGAGCCUCUCCGGGCAGUCGUCCAGACCCGGAUCGCCUUAUCACGACGAGGCAAACGAGCCCUCGAGGCCCGCAACGCCCGAGCCCUUGGAGGGCGGCGAGGCCUCAGGCGCGUCCAGUGGAUCUCCGUCGUCUUCCCGGGCCGGAACGCCCCCGCCCGAAGACGCCGAGGUUCCCAGCACAUCGCGCGGUCCCGCUCCUGCGUCCCGGCCGGUCAUGCCGCCGGUUGACGAGGCCGCCGAGGCUGGCGGUGCAUCCCGCGUUCCCUCUAUCGGGGGUUCUCGUCCUCCAAUCGUCCGGGGAGGCCAGGCCGGCGGUCAGGCAGCGUCCCUUCUCGAGGACGCGGAGAUCAGCUCGGCCGCCACUACAGAGGCGACUGUGGGGAGCAUUCUUGCGAGCAUAGGGACUCUUCUCCGCUGA